Pistacia vera is the source of this 1401-nucleotide messenger RNA. Its product is annotated as palmitoyl-monogalactosyldiacylglycerol delta-7 desaturase, chloroplastic-like. Gene Ontology annotation, molecular function: oxidoreductase activity, acting on paired donors, with oxidation of a pair of donors resulting in the reduction of molecular oxygen to two molecules of water. NCBI's taxonomy places the organism in Eukaryota, Viridiplantae, Streptophyta, Magnoliopsida, Sapindales, Anacardiaceae. Gene Ontology annotation, cellular component: endoplasmic reticulum membrane. Bases 1 to 1152 code for a protein of 383 amino acids. The record is from RefSeq and is a predicted model, not a curated record. Gene Ontology annotation, biological process: lipid metabolic process. The transcript has 5 exons.
AUGGCUUUGAUCACAACGUCAUCUACAAAGCCUAAAUUUUUCAUCUUUUCACCUCUUUGUCUUGGAAAAAAGUCUCAGAACAAUACUAAAGCACUAAAUUUAAGCCAUUCUAAUUUAAAAAGCAAGAAAAUAUACACCAGUUCUGUACCUUGUGUUCAUAGUUCUAACAAAAGGAAGUUGUUCGCAAUUGUCAAUGCAGCUUCAGUAGAAGCAACAGAGCCAGAGCCAGAGCCAGAGCCAGAGCCAGAGUCAGAAGUGAGAAGUUGGGGGAGAAUUUUGUUAUCAGAUGUGGUGGUAAAGAGGAAAAGAAGAGUCUUUUUUGGGAGGAAUUGGAACUCAUUAGAUAUAAGCACUGCUGGUGUUGUUUUGGCAAUGCAUUUGCUGAGUGUUUUUGCACCAUUUCAUUUUACUUGGAGUGCUUUUUGGGUUGCUUUUGGACUCUAUGUUGUCACUGGACUUCUGGGUAUCACUCUUUCAUUUCAUAGGAAUCUUUCUCAUAGAAGUUUUAAGUUACCCAAAUGGCUCGAGUACCUGUUUGCUUAUUGUGGAGUUCAAGCCCUUCAGGGGAACCCAAUUGAUUGGGUGAGCACACAUAGGUAUCAUCACCAGUUUUGUGAUUCAGAAAGAGAUCCUCACAGCCCCCUUGAAGGGUUUUGGUUUAGUCACAUGAGUUGGCUGGUUGAUACCAAUUCUGUGAUGGAAAGAUGUGGAGGACCAAGCAAUGUUGGGGACUUAGAGAAGCAGCCUUUCUACAGAUUUCUGAGAAGCUCAUAUAUUCUUCAUCCAAUUGCAGUUGGAGUUUUGCUAUAUGCAUUGGGAGGCUUUCCCUUCAUUGUGUGGGGAAUGGGUGUGAGGAUUGUGUGGGUGUACCACAUCACUUGGUUUGUGAACUCAGCUUGCCAUGUAUGGGGAAAGCAAGCAUGGAACACUGGAGAUUUGUCCAGGAACAACUGGUGGGUGGCGUUGCUUGCAUUUGGAGAAGGCUGGCACAACAACCACCAUGCGUUUGAGUUUUCAGCUCGACAUGGCCUGGAAUGGUGGCAAGUGGAUAUGACUUGGUAUGCGGUGAGAUUUCUGCAAGCCAUUGGUUUGGCGACUGAUGUGAAGUUGCCGAGUGAGCUUCAGAAGCAAAGGAUGGCUUUCAAAAAUUGAAGCUAUAUAUUAUUAUAUGUUGUUGCCAUUGCCAUUUGUAGCAGCCAGAUUCUAACAGGUGCUUGUUCAGCUUCGAAAAGAGAUUCUUGGUUAGGCGAAGUGAAUGAUCCUUUUUUGAUUUUAACAUUAGAUGCAUCAUUUUACUUUGGAAGCUCAAAAAAAUUGUCACAUGUAAGAUUGUAAUGUAAUGUUGCAUACGGUAAUGUGAGAUGCACAACAGAUGUUGGAGUUGUCGACCACUUCAACAAU